This is a messenger RNA of Balaenoptera ricei (Rice's whale), 2302 nucleotides long. RefSeq names its product RAD52 homolog, DNA repair protein (gene RAD52). Gene Ontology annotation, cellular component: nucleus. Gene Ontology annotation, biological process: mitotic recombination; double-strand break repair via single-strand annealing; double-strand break repair via homologous recombination. The record is from RefSeq and is a predicted model, not a curated record. NCBI's taxonomy places the organism in Eukaryota, Metazoa, Chordata, Mammalia, Artiodactyla, Balaenopteridae. The transcript is spliced from 14 exons. Bases 423 to 1790 code for a protein of 455 amino acids.
UGCGUUCAGUUAGGACGGAGCUCCGUGCGCGCGGCGUGGCGGAGGCGCAUGAUGAAACGUCAUUUAGAGAGAUUAUGUAAUUUUUCUCUUGGUCAAGACCUCGUGGGUGAUGGAGCCAGAAAUCACCAUUUGGAAUGUCAGCUCUUAAACACCGUCUUGGAACACUGCGUGGGGAAUCAUACUUGUUGACAUUCAUAGAUUUGUGGUCCUACUGUGAGCAAACAAUCUGAAGAUUUAUAGCAUGCAGAUGUGCUGAGGCCCAACUUUGUUGGAUCCGAGGGUCUUCUGUGCCAUCUGGCUCUUCCAUUGCGUCAUGUCCGUUACACUCCUCCCACCUGCUGGCGUGUUGGCUCCGACAGCAGUUCAGCUACCGUGGCCUGUGUUUCCUCUUCAACCCCACAGAGAGGUCAACCUGAAUCAACAUGUCUGGGACUGAAGAAGCAAUUCUUAGCGGCCGUGACAGCCAUCCUGCUGGUGGCAGCUCUGUAUUAUGCUUUGGUCAGUACCAAUACACAGCAGAAGAGUACCAGGCCAUCCAGAAUGCUCUGAGGCAGAGGCUGGGCCCAGAAUACAUAAGUAGCCGCAUGGCUGGAGGAGGCCAGAAGGUGUGUUACAUCGAGGGUCACAGGGUAAUUAAUCUGGCCAAUGAGAUGUUUGGCUACAAUGGCUGGGCACACUCUAUCACACAACAGAACGUGGAUUUUGUUGACUUUAACAAUGGCAAGUUCUCCGUGGGCGUCUGUGCGUUUGUGAGAGUCCAGCUGAAGGUGAGGGUGAUGGAGGGGACGUGCUGCCUGCAGGCACUGGGCAGGUGGGAGAGUGAGCAGGAUGGUUCGUAUCAUGAGGACGUGGGCUAUGGUGUUAGCGAGGGCCUCAAGUCCAAAGCCUUGUCUUUGGAGAAGGCGAGGAAGGAGGCAGUGACCGACGGGCUGAAGCGAGCACUGAGAAGUUUCGGGAAUGCACUUGGGAAUUGUAUUCUGGACAAAGACUAUCUGAGGUCACUAAACAAGCUUCCACACCAGCUGCCUCUUGAAGUGGACUUAACUAAAGCAAAGAGACAAGACUUUGAACCAUCUGUGGAACAAGCCAGAUAUAGCAGCUGCCGACAGAACCUGGCUCUGGGACCCCCCAAACCACAGGAGGUGACGUCCCCUUGCAGACCAAGCCACCACGUUGUGAUGCCGGGGACGAGGACAGCAGCUCCGAGUGUGGGCCGCGUGCCCUCCCCGCCCCUGCUCCUUCCCAGAAGCCCGACCUCUGCUGCCACAGAGAGCGAUGCCACGUACCAGCGGAAGCUCCGGCAGAGACAGCUGCAGCAGCGGUUCCGGGAGCAGAUGGAGAAACAGCAGCAGGAACCCCCGUCUGGCCCACCUGCCGAGAAGCAGGGUCCUGCAGCGCUGCCACCAGUGCCACCUGCCGGAACUGCUGCUUCAGAGCCGCUCACCCAGAUAGACGUGCUUCCAGCACCUCGUUUGUUGAUGCUGCAUUUGAUUGUGACCUCUGUCCUUGCAGACAGUCUUGAAAUGUGGGACAUGGCUCUAGAUGCAGGGGACGAUGUGGUCAAGCCCUUGUCUAAACCAGAACCACCACAGGCCCCUGCCACCUCUGUCCUGAAGAACGAGAUGGAGACCUGGAACAGGACCCCACAGAGCCUUUGCCACCAGAAUCCACAGGCAAAAUCUGGACCCUGGCACCUUCAAACUUACCACCUUAACCAACACAUAACAGGAGACUGUGAUUCACAUGGGAAGAACCAGGACACGAAGAAAAGGAAAUUGGAUCCAUCUUGACCAAGGCUCAGGUCACCUCACUGGAUUCUGUCACAAAGGGACUUUCAAAAACUGCUUCUUGGUCAUGAAAUGACUCAUCAUUCCUAGGGAAUGAGCUUUACCUCCAGGGAUUUACCUUGCUUCAUGCUCAACUUCGCCAGAGGAUUUCACUAUUGGAACGAACCUGACGCAGAUCAAGCUGGGCAGGUUGGGAAGCCCUGCGGAGAUUAAACAAACAAACAAACACCUUUUCUUUGGCUCUUCACUAUUUAUUCCUAAGCUUUUAUGUUAAUAAAGGUAGAAAUUCUAGGAAUCACAGCGGCCACCUUCCCCGUGCACCAGCCUCGACAGCGGCCUGCGGUAUCUCACUCUGUGUGACCUCUGACCCCUUUCGCUGCCACUCAUCUACAACAAUCUGUCAUUUAUAGGCUCAUUGUGAAACUACCUCCAUUUUUUCCUAAUAAGGAAAUAAAAUCUAAGACCAAAGAAAAGGCAUUUUAAGAAAGCAAAAUAAAAUCCUACUUUGUAACAAA